This is a messenger RNA of Lachancea mirantina, 2386 nucleotides long. The record is from the annotation of a GenBank genome assembly. Lineage: Eukaryota; Fungi; Ascomycota; Saccharomycetes; Saccharomycetales; Saccharomycetaceae.
AUGCCUAUAGAUGUUACCGGCUGCGUUAGCCGCUCAGCUUCUCCUGAGGCAAGGGAUUCGUUCGUUGAUGGUGCAGCACAUCAUGCAGCUAAAGGAAAAUCACCAGAAUCACUCAAGUCUAGUGGCUGGAUGUUGAAAUCUUCUCUUCCGCCCUUCUUUGAGUUUCCGACCAUCAACGGUAAAAAGUUUGCGCAGUGUCUACUGUGGAAAACGGUAUCCUGAAGGUGAGUCGACGGGAAACUUGUCCAAACAUCUCCAGCAUGCGCAUCCGGCAGCUUUCAAAGACAAGAAUAAUGAUAAAGUUAAAAAAUCGAGAACUUUAGACGCUUUUACGCGGCGAUCAAACGCCUUGAGGGUGUCCAGUAUAGUGAGGGACGAAUACCAAAAAAGCCCUGAGAGUUUCCAGACGGUCUUGCUUGUCGUGGAGGGUUUCCUUCCAUUCCGCUAUGUGCAGUUGAAUUCUUGGAACAUCAUCAAUAACUCAAGACACUCGAAGUUUAUCCAAUCAAGAAGUACCCUCGUCAAGAAGCUUGAGUUAUUAUCGGGUUAUCUGGAUGAGUGCUUGACGCUUAAUCUCAAAGACACCCAUCUCGUGAACAUUUUGCUAGAUAUCUGGACCGCGCCCAAUGGCGAAUCAUUUUUGGGCGUUAUGGUGUCAUUUGUUCCGAACAUUUUCAAUGAAACUACGCUGAGGUUAGCCAAAGACCCCUCAAUUUUUUUCGACAGGAACGGCAAAGCUCAAAAUACGCACUUGCUUGACUUUGUGAGGCUUGGAACAAAGAGUUAUACUGGGUAAUACAUCUAUACUCUAGUAUCAUCCCUUCUAGAGAAGCAUAAAUUAUGGGACAAAGUCGCUACCAUAACAAUGGAUGAUGCCAAAAACAAUAGUGCUUUUUAUUCUUUAUUGGCACACGAUAAUCUGAACUUGUACAAACCAGUGGCUCACCGUCUGUUCAAGCGGGUGCGCUACAUUAGGUGCGCUAGCCAUGUUUUGAACCUGCAAGUUCAAAUGUUGUUUCAUCAUCUUUAUUCCGAAGCCAUAUUUGCAGAUGCCUGCACCAAUAUCGUGAAGCUGGCUAAAACUAUGAGAUACUCCACCCGCAUAGCAACUAGCCUGAAAAAUUCGAAAAUUCCUCUCAUUCCGCUUGAAUGUCCAACGAAAUGGAUACUAAAAUGGCGUCAAAUUGAGAGAUUUUUGGCGAACCGUAACCUAUAUGAGGCAUGGUGCCAGAAAAUGAAAGAGUUGGGUGAAGAGAAGCUCUCGUCUAAGCUAGAAAGAUACCUCACUUUUGAUGCAAGGACGGCCCAAUUAUUGAAGUAUUUUGUCGCGGCCUGCGAACAGUUCUACAAUCUAACUCUAAAAUUACAGGAAGAUGAUUAUAAUUGCCUGUCAAGUGCCGUUCCUUUCUAUUACUUUCUAGAUCAUUACUACACUGCCGCUUCACAAGCGGUGGAAGGUGUUACAUUUUCUGACUCAUCUUCAGCUAGUGAUUUCUCUCGCCUUAACGGCUCUUCACCGCUGCACCCUGAAGAUAGAGAACUUGUUCUACAGGCCAUGAUGGUUGCAUAAAAGUCACACUUGAACCACUUCGCCGAGGUCAAGAAAGACCCCAUUUACUAUCUGUCUGUCGUGCUCGAUCCCAGGCAUAAAACGGAGAAGCUUUAUCGUUUAAUGCCUACCCCAGAGGCUGAUGGACGCCUUCAAGUGUGUGAAGCUUUCAUCAGGAAUUAUUUCAAAGAAUAUGAAUCCGUCGGCCGUUCUAAAGAAAUUGACACGAGUAUCGAGCCCGCUUGUCACACGGUCCAGAACAUCUUUGAUUUUGACCGACACCAACUGGGAUCAGUUAACACGAACAUUGGAGACGAACAGGUGGUUGACGGUAACGCCGUAGACACAGCAGAAUGGAUGAAUUACUUGAAAGAGCCCAUUUCAGCUGUCAACUCGAGAGAAGCGGCCGUGUCCUGGUGGUUCGACAGACGUCGGAGAUUCCCGCGGCUUUUUAAGCUGGCAAUGUCUUGUUUUUUCACCAAAAUUUCCACUUGCGACGUCGAAAGGUGCUUUUCUUUGGCAGGAAGGGUUAUGCGCAAGGAUCGCACGCGGUUAACAGGGAAGAAUGUGAGAACCUCGAUGGUUUUAAGAGAUAGGUUCCUGAAGUUUAACUUCUACCAGUGCGAUCCAAGCUCAUCAACUCCCAAAGAAUUCGGAGAAGUGGAAAGCGAGUGCGAACUGUGUGAUUCAGACUUGGACGAAUCUGAUCGUCAUCUCGACAGCGAAGACAGCGAACCGCAUUUAGGCUCCACCAGUAAUGAGGUCACCUGCGUUUCGACAGCUUCAAAGGAAGACCUGAACAGUAACGCACCAAACAGAAGGACUUGGAGGAACUAA